GCUCGAUGCGGCCAGACUUUCAUCGAAAACAAAUCAAAGUCCGACUCGGACCGCGUUCUCUCCAUCCUCUCGAGCGAGGAUAUUAUCGCAAAUGGCCUGGGCGAUCGAAUAAAAAACUGCCUACGAAUCCUCGCUGAGCUUACUCUCUGCCCAAGAUGGCACCGCGGAUCACAAAUCAACACUGUCUAUCUCAAGUGGUUUCGGACGAUCAACAGCUUCAUCACUGAGGAACGGUCGAGAAGCAGCAUCCGUGCCGGUGGUAAAUGAAGAACGUCCUCGACAACCAAGAGACGAUCCUCAAGCACGGCAGCUGCCUCUGCCUGCUCGGAGAGCGAAUCUCGAUGCAUACCAGCGCCUAAUGGACGAAAUGGCGGGGAUUGAUGGGGAAAGGGCCCAAAUACAAGCACUUCAAGAAUACAUAGAUCAAAUGCUAGCUUAUUUACCUGCUCGCCAAGAACGAAUUGUCCCUCAACAUCCAGUACCUCAAAACGCUCCCGUUGAGGAAGAUAACAAUCACCUACCUCCACGAGAACGCCAUCUUCGACUUGAGGUCGCUGCAGAGGGCGCAGUCAACGCAGUGGCAGCUCAAGCGCAACCACCAGCUCCUGUACGACCUCCACCGCCUGUCCUGGAGGUAGCUGUCCCUGUCCGCCGACAUGCCCACCGCCCUGCUCGGGCGGCUGCCAUCAGAAAGUCGUUGACUGAGGAAUGCUAUAUUUGCUACGAGGCCUUCGACGGUCCCGAUAGUGCUGUUUGGUGCCGACGGAAAUGUGGCCAGAACAUACAUAAAGAAUGUUUCGAGCAGUGGAGUGGGAAUAAGGAGAGACGAGACGUCAAGUGCGGAUUCUGGUAGGCUGUAUUUUGGAUCUUGUUCCGCUUGAGGGUACUAACGAUUGACGUUUUAGUCGUGCAAAGUGGGUCUGGGAAUAAGUUUGGACAUGCAACUUCUGAC
Messenger RNA from Hyaloscypha bicolor E, 952 nucleotides. RefSeq lists its product as uncharacterized. Bases 359 to 853 code for a protein of 164 amino acids. Lineage: Eukaryota; Fungi; Ascomycota; Leotiomycetes; Helotiales; Hyaloscyphaceae. Gene Ontology annotation, molecular function: ubiquitin protein ligase activity. The record is from RefSeq and is a predicted model, not a curated record. The transcript has 3 exons.